This is a messenger RNA of Kickxella alabastrina, 870 nucleotides long. RefSeq lists its product as uncharacterized. The record is from RefSeq and is a predicted model, not a curated record. Lineage: Eukaryota; Fungi; Kickxellomycota; Kickxellomycetes; Kickxellales; Kickxellaceae. The transcript is spliced from 2 exons. The coding region runs from base 1 to 870 and encodes 289 amino acids.
AUGCUGUCUUCAGCGCGUACGUUUUCCAAACAGGUGCUCAGCCACCGCACACAAAUCCAGCACCAAACCAAAAGCCAACUACGCAACCAACAGCACCCCUCACGACCCAAAGACCAGCAGCAGUCCAUCUGCCACGACGACGACCUCACCGCAGCCACAACCGCAGCCGCAGCCGCAACCACAAAGCACCAAGUCUUGGAGAAGAUGCGGCUGGAAAACCGCGAGCGCAAAAAACGCUGGCGCCAAGUCAACGAAGAGCGCAACAAGGACAACGAUCUCCGGUGUCGCGUCACCAAACGCGCCAACCAGCUAUACGGCGCCCAGGCCUCGGAGGCUAAGGAGAAAUGGAUUGGGGAGGAGUUUGAUCGCAGACAACAGCGGCGGAAGGAGAAGGAGGUGCGGAAGAGACCGUCGUCGCCCGAGGGGCUUAUGGUUGCAGGCGAGAAGAGAAUGAAGUGCGAUGGGCGCGUGGAUGGCAUUUUGGGCGCUGUGUCGCUGGGCGGAUUUGCUGGGCGCCCCUUAUCCGACAAUUUCUUUACAACGCAGGUGCGGAAUAGCAGUCCCCCUGAUCACCAUUACUUUUAUAUGCCGCCCAUGCAGUCAGUGCAGCCAAUGCAGCAGCGGCAUCUGCGUCCCUGGGAGGACGACGACACGGACCAUCCUGUGCUGAGCCGCUCUUCGACGUUGGUGCUGCCGCCGCUGACGACCGGAUCGUCUGCGUCGCCGCGCUGCAUCGACGACUACGAGAUGAACGGGCUGUCAGAAGCUGCCUUUUCGCUGAUGACGCUGUCGUCGGCUGCUAACUCUGCGGGUGCCGGUAGCAGCAGCCAUAGUAGCAGCAGUGCCUCGCUCCCUUUGGGCCACUAUUGA